Molecule: messenger RNA, 1656 nt
Organism: Suhomyces tanzawaensis NRRL Y-17324
Lineage: Eukaryota; Fungi; Ascomycota; Pichiomycetes; Serinales; Debaryomycetaceae
Gene: CCT6
Product: chaperonin-containing T-complex subunit
Exons: 1
Coding region: 1-1656 (551 amino acids)
Biological process (GO): protein folding
Cellular component (GO): chaperonin-containing T-complex
Molecular function (GO): ATP-dependent protein folding chaperone; ATP binding; ATP hydrolysis activity
Source: RefSeq, a predicted model, not a curated record
AUGUCAUCAUCGAUUCAACUUCUCAAUCCAAAAGCAGAGUCCUUGAGACGUUCCCAAGCAUUACAGGUUAACAUAGCCGCUGCCCAAGGGUUGCAGCAAGUUUUGGCUUCCAAUUUGGGUCCUAAGGGUACUUUGAAAUUGUUGGUGGAUGGAGCAGGAAGUUUGAAGUUAACUAAAGAUGGUAAGGUUUUGUUGAGUGAAAUGCAAAUUCAGCAUCCUACUGCUGUUAUGAUUGCCCGUGCAGCAACUACCCAGGAUGAAAUCACUGGUGACGGUACCAGCACUGUUGUCCUCUUGGUUGGUGAAUUAUUGAAGCAAGCAGAAAGAUUUAUAAGUGAAGGUGUUCACCCAAGAGUGAUAGUCGAUGGAUUCGAGGUCGCAAGAGAAGAAGCAUUGAAGUACUUGGAUGUGUUUAAGCAAACCCCAGAGAGUUUUGAUAGAGAAUUGUUAUUACAAAUUGCUAGAACGUCCUUAGCUACCAAGGUUACUGCUGAAUUAACUGAUGUUUUGACCCCCAUAGUUACUGACGCAGUUUUGAAUGUUAAGAAUGCUGAUUCCAGAAAUUUGGAUUUACAUAUGAUCGAAGUCAUGACCAUGCAACAUGGACAUGCCAGAGAAACAGAAUUGGUGAGAGGAUUAGUGUUAGACCAUGGUGCUAGACAUCCAGACAUGCCAAGAAGAGUUGAAAAUGCUUAUGUAUUAAUCUUGAAUGUUUCUUUAGAAUACGAGAAAACUGAAGUUAAUUCAGGAUUUUUUUACUCGAGUGCUGAACAGAGAGAGAAGUUAGUAGCAUCAGAAAGAAAGUUUGUGGACGAAAAGUUGAAGAAAAUUGUUGACUUGAAGAAUGAAGUUUGUGAAUUGAAUUCCAACAAGGGAUUUGUUAUUAUAAAUCAGAAGGGUAUUGAUCCAAUGUCCUUGGAUGUGUUAGCUAAGCAUGGGAUUUUGGCUUUGAGAAGAGCUAAAAGAAGAAACAUGGAAAGAUUACAAUUAGUAUGCGGUGGAGAAGCUCAGAACUCUGUCGACGAUUUAACUCCUGAAGUUUUGGGUUAUUCUGGAUUGGUUUAUGAAAAUUCGAUUGGAGAGGAUAAGUUCACAUACGUUACGGACAACAAGGAUCCAAAAUCCGCUACUAUAUUAAUCAAGGGUUCAAAUAACCACGUGUUACAACAAACUAAAGAUGCUGUUAGGGAUGGUUUGAGAUCUGUGGCAAAUGUCUUAAAGGACGAAUCCAUCUUACCUGGUGGUGGUGCAUUCUGGUUGAGUUGUAAUGACCAUUUAUUAAAUUCUCCUGAAUCCAAGAAGUUUUAUAAGGGGCGUAACAAAUCUGGUAUUAAGGCUUUCGCCGAAUCAUUGUUGACUAUUCCUAAGACUUUAGCCACCAAUGCCGGGUUGGAUGCAUUGGAAACCUUGUCAAAUUGCCAAGAUGAGAUUGCUGAGAAUCGUGUUGUUGGUGUUGACUUGAAAUCUGGUGAACCAAUGGAUCCAACUGUGGAAGGGAUUUGGGACUCUUAUAGGGUUUUUAGAAAUGCUCUUUCCGCUGCUACUGGUAUCUCUUCAAACUUGUUGUUAUGUGACGAAUUAUUAAAGGCUGGACGGUCAUCUUUGAAGGAAGGUGGCGCUCCAGGUGGUGGGCCAAUGGGAGCUCCUCCAAUGUAA